ACGGUUAGAUAUUGAUAAGACCCUGUACAAGGCAGACCGUAGGAGCUUGGGGAGAGGAGAAUAUGCGAGGUGUUGGGAACUGGGUGUGUGUGGUCAGGCGUGGACUAGGAAGGAGAGUUCGCUAUUCCCCGUGUAGAUCUCCUCAGUAUCCUACUGUCCUCGGUCCCAACUUUCCCGACGUUUGGAUUCCCAGCACCAACACCCACCGUCCUCAAUCCUCUGCAAUUUUCCCCAAGGGUCAGACUGCUGCGAUAAUCGAUGGGAAUUUCAUUGCACAUGACAUAAAGUCCAGAAUAGCCGAUGAAAUACGCAGAACGAAGGCAGUCACUGGAAAAUGUCCUGGAUUGGCUGUUGUUUUGGUGGGUAAAAGGAGGGACUCGAGGACUUUCAUUAAUAUAAAGCUAAAAGCUUGUGAAGAAGUUGGAAUUGCAACUCUGAUUGCGGAACUGCCCGAAACCUGCACAGAAAGUGAACUUCUUCAUGUUGUCUCAGGUUUCAACGAGGACACGUCUGUACACGGUAUCAUCGUGCAACUUCCUUUGCCACGACAUUUGGACGAGGAAAAAGUUAUGACUUUUGUGAGUCCAGAAAAAGACGUGGAUGGCUUUCAUCCCCUCAAUAUGGGUAAUCUUGCAAUGAGAGGAAGGGAGCCCCUAUUCGUCCCUUGUGCCCCUAAGGGUUGCCUUGAGCUAUUGCUUAGGUUAGGUGUGGAAAUCAUUGGAAAAAAAUCCGUGGUAAUUGGGAGAAGCAAGAUGGUUGGAUUGCCUACUUCCUUUCUGUUGCAGAGGCACCAUGCAACGGUCACCACUGUGCACGCAUUCACCAAUAACCCAGAACAGAUAACUUCUAAGGCUGACAUUGUAGUCUCAGAUGUUGGAAUCCCAAACAUGGUCCGAGGCAAUUGGCUAAAGCCGGGAGCAGUUGUAAUCGAUAUGGGAAACAAUCUAGUAAAGGCUUAUGGUUGGAAGAGUUAAUGUAUUGACUGAUUGGUCACUUACGAUAUGCAAGAUAGGAUAACUGCAAUAUCCAGAUGGAUGGAUGACACCGAGUAACCCUAUCCUUUGAGGCGACAUUAAUAUGUUUUCAUGAGAUUAGUCCCAAAUGAGAUACAAGCUUCAAGGAGAAAAAUAACUUGCCUUGCAAGUGGUACUUGUUGCUCCAUUCACUGUUUCACUAGUUCCUCCCCAGGAAGUGGUUCCUUAUGUUGCUACUCUUUUGAUGUUGAAUAAUCAGAUGCAGUAAUGAUAAUCUGCAGGACCCGAGUAGUCGCCGUGGAUACCGCGUCACAGGAGAUGUUUGCUAUGAAGAGGCAAUCAAGGUGGUGUCAGCCAUUACACCUGUGCCUGGUGGUGUAGGACCUGUU
This is a messenger RNA of Juglans regia (Persian walnut), 1363 nucleotides long. Its product is annotated as bifunctional protein FolD 1, mitochondrial-like. Bases 63 to 974 code for a protein of 303 amino acids. The record is from RefSeq and is a predicted model, not a curated record. Gene Ontology annotation, cellular component: cytosol. Gene Ontology annotation, molecular function: methenyltetrahydrofolate cyclohydrolase activity; methylenetetrahydrofolate dehydrogenase (NADP+) activity. NCBI's taxonomy places the organism in Eukaryota, Viridiplantae, Streptophyta, Magnoliopsida, Fagales, Juglandaceae. Gene Ontology annotation, biological process: tetrahydrofolate interconversion. The transcript has 5 exons.